Messenger RNA from Erigeron canadensis, 807 nucleotides. RefSeq names its product MADS-box transcription factor 23-like. Gene Ontology annotation, cellular component: nucleus. The record is from RefSeq and is a predicted model, not a curated record. Gene Ontology annotation, molecular function: DNA-binding transcription factor activity, RNA polymerase II-specific; RNA polymerase II cis-regulatory region sequence-specific DNA binding; protein dimerization activity. Bases 1 to 807 code for a protein of 268 amino acids. The transcript has 8 exons. Gene Ontology annotation, biological process: positive regulation of transcription by RNA polymerase II. Lineage: Eukaryota; Viridiplantae; Streptophyta; Magnoliopsida; Asterales; Asteraceae.
AUGCCAACUAAAGUUCCCAACAUGUUUGGUUCUCCAUCAUCAUCAUCUAGUGGCGGCCUUGUUUGUUGUAGCCGUGAAGGAGAAAGGGAAAAGACGAAGAAGAAGACAAUGGGUCGGGCACGGAUUGAGAUAAAAAAGAUUGAGAAUGUGAGUAGUCGCCAAGUGACUUUUUCAAAACGUCGGGCUGGGCUCAUGAAGAAGGCUAGAGAGUUGGCUAUCCUGUGUGAUGCAGAGGUCGGCGUUAUUAUUUUUUCUAGCACUGGCAAGCAAUAUGAGUUUGCUAGUUCUUGCUUGCACAACAUAAUUUCAAGGUACGAAAGAAAUUUGGAUGUUGCACAAAACAUAAUGGUAGGGAUUCAGCACGAAGGAGCAACGGAGGUAGAAGUUUUGAAAGCUGAAAUCGCGAAGCUGCGUAAGGGGCAGAAGUUGAUGAUGGGAAAAGAGUUGGAAGGUUUGAACUACAAGGAGCUCGAUAAUUUGGAGCGUCAACUCUACGAUGGCAUGUUAGCAGUUAAAAAUCGAAAGGAUAUGGUAUUGUUGGAAGAGAUUGAACAAACAAAAUUGCGGGAACAAAAGACUAUGCAAGAAAAUGAAUCUUUGAGGAAACAGAUUGCAGAAUACAUAAACAAACCAACAACAAACCAUGAAAUCCGUCAAAUAGGGCGAACGAGUCCUUUCGUAAGGCCAAGUCCCCUUACAUAUCUCAGGCCAGAAAAUGGAGAUGUUGCUAUUUCUUUGCAUCUAGGGUUAUCACCAGUUAAUGAUUAUCAAAAGAGAAAAAUUCCUAAAAUCGAGCUCGAUCCAUAA